Apiotrichum porosum is the source of this 2454-nucleotide messenger RNA. RefSeq lists its product as uncharacterized. The record is from RefSeq and is a predicted model, not a curated record. Gene Ontology annotation, biological process: base-excision repair. Gene Ontology annotation, cellular component: mitochondrion; nucleus. The coding region runs from base 1 to 2454 and encodes 817 amino acids. Gene Ontology annotation, molecular function: phosphoric diester hydrolase activity; DNA binding; zinc ion binding. The transcript has 6 exons. NCBI's taxonomy places the organism in Eukaryota, Fungi, Basidiomycota, Tremellomycetes, Trichosporonales, Trichosporonaceae.
AUGGCACCUCGAGCGUCCCAAAAGACAAAGCGGCAAUACCAACGGCGAUCUUCUGACUGGGAGACGUCGGUGGACUUUGCCCCGAGUCCCAGUGCGACGCCUAGUGAAACCUGCUCGUCAGAUUACGUCUCGACGUCAUCCGAGUCGGAAUGCAGCGAGUACGCUACAGACAACCAGAAAAUACCUACCGAGCGACCGUCUGUCCUAUACCGCGCACAACGUGCAGCCCGUCCUCUUCCACAACCGCCAACUGUCUUUCUUGACAUCUUGAGCGAGUUUCAGCCGGGCCAUUUUGGGUACGACGCGGCCAGAGAGGUGUCUGCUAGCUCUCCCACCACUGGGUAUCGGGCGAACGCCUACAGCCAGGAGGCCGGUCUAUCUCGUCAGCGGCAGGCUUCAGAAGAUAUCAGCCACCAGCCGCAAGCCCCCUUCCUACGCCAGGCCUCAGAGUAUGAAGAUGCUCCAUCUUGGAGAAGCCAAUCCAGUGGCGUGGCUCGAAUGUACAGCCCUGGUGACAUGGGGCGAGAGAAUGCAAGGGCAGAGGCAGAUAGGUUGAUACAAGAGUACCGACUCCAGUAUCCCGAACACGACCUGGAAUCAGAGGACGAGCAACCGCCACCACUCACUCGCGGCCAAACGCCAGGGUCCCGAGUCGACAGCCCUGCGUAUUCUCCUACCUGUUACACGCCAGUAGAAUAUCAGGAAGAGCUGCUGGGGCUUGAGGACGAUGGCUUCUCAGAUGUCGACGACCUGCCCUUGCAUCGCAGCUGGUACCGAAGGAUAACGCUGUCUCCCGACGACUCGGAGGAAGAGAUUGAUGAACUGGAUUCGUCCGACCACGACCGGUCAGAGUGCUCCGAGGAGGUGGCGCGGCCGACCUGCAAAGCCGAUGACAGGUAUACGUACGCCGAAAGUCAAACCAUGCCCAUCAAAGGGUACCACAUCUCGAGCGACGGCGGCAUGGACAAGCUCCUCGAAGGGUGGCAGCGAGUCCGAUCGAUGGAGGGCGGGAGCCGAUCGGUUGUGGUCCAAAACUUCUUUGGCUCACCCAGAGUCAGCCACAACGAGCCUGUGACUAUGGACCAGGUCAAGCAGCGCCAGUUGGAGGGCAAGAAGCGUCCCCUACCACUCUUCCGCCUCACUCUUGAUAAACAGCAACAGUUCAAGGACACUGUGGAAAAGGACGACCCCGAGGCACUCAAGGCGUGGACUGUGCACGGAACACAUACGACCAACCUGGCGUCACACAACGAAACCACCGCCGAUAAAGCGUUGCAUCACAUUGCGUGGGAAAUGAGAAACUGCAAGAAGCUCAACAUCCCAAAACUGUGCAUCCAUCUUGGCAACGCCCCAGGCAGGGGCGACCUCGACAUCAUCAUUGAGCGCGUUGCCGGACGUUUGAGGGAGCUGCUCGACCAAGUGGACGGCGUAACUCUCGCACUGGAGAACAUGGUGCAGCAGAGUGGCUGCAGCUCCAAGUCAUCCUGGAGCCUCAACACGCUGCGAAAGAUUGUCGACAGGGUCGACCACCCACGCCUCAACGUCUGCGUGGACAUCUGCCACGCGUACAUUUCCGAUUACGACCUGUACGAAAAGGAGAAUGUUGUGCGGCUCAUGGACGAUAUCCGGGCCUUUGGGCCGGGCAAGGUGGCCGGUUUCCACAUCAGCGACAGUGCGAGUGCGCACGGCCAGCGAUGCGAUGGUCACUGCAACAUCGGCACGGGGCUCAUCCCACACGAGGCGUUUCGAGCCAUCCUCAGCGACCCAGAGUGGCUCGGCAAGGUGCCCUACUUUCUGGAAACACCAAACUACACCACCAUCCGCCCUGGCCACAACGAGGUGCUGCGGUACCUGGAACUGGAGCGUCAUGUGCACGAAUGGCGGUGGCUCGAGGCCAUCAUCUGCAUGACCGAUACCGAGUUUGAGGGGGCCGAGUUUCGCACACGCCAAUCGGCGUACAACCGAAACAAGCUGCAUCUCGAGGGCCAGAUCAACAGGUAUAUCAAGACCCGCACGCAAGAUGGGUCGUUCCAGCACAAGUGGAAGGCCGACGUGCGAAGGAGGAACAAGCUGCGAGGGUUUGUGUCUCGCGUCAAAUUGAGCCGGGAAGGACGGUCGUCUCGGCCACACUCAACUGCCAACAGCAAAAAGCGCACGCAGCCGGAACACCUCGCGGUCACUGAAGCGCUCGACAUGGGAGCUUGGGAUCCAGAGGACCAUGUGACGGACGGUGGUGCUCUGGAGUCGGGGGUGCGGUUGUUACGCAAGAGGCAGCGCGUUCCAGACUAUCGCAGCCUCGACCUCCGCAGGCCGAUGGCCGCUGUCGCGAGGCCGCUUGUGGACCGCCGUGAGAGGGGUGUCCUGGGUCCGAGGGCGGCGGACACGGCUCGCCGGGCCACUGCGACGUACAGGACUGGUUCGGGGCGCCUAACCAACCGGGUCGUGUACACUUGA